Messenger RNA from Botrytis cinerea B05.10, 1240 nucleotides. RefSeq lists its product as hypothetical. The coding region runs from base 193 to 1152 and encodes 319 amino acids. The transcript has a single exon. NCBI's taxonomy places the organism in Eukaryota, Fungi, Ascomycota, Leotiomycetes, Helotiales, Sclerotiniaceae. The record is from RefSeq and is a predicted model, not a curated record.
GGUGGCUUCCCGCUGAGCGGACUUAAUGCACCAUGAUAUGACACAGCUAUGACGGUCAUUUGGGGAGACGAGUAACCUUGUAUGCCUUAAAGAUAUUCAAAAGAUGUGUAUAAAGAGAGACUUCCUCCAAAAAGCAGAUAAACUCAAUCUAAAUAGCAAUUCAUAAAAAGAUAGAGUUAAACAAUCAACACAAUGUUAUCCUUCAAAUCCAUAAUCGCUCUCAUCCUCACCCCGAUGAGCUUGGCUACUAAAGUCCAGCAUCUUGCAACGCCACUCUCAUGGGACGUCUUCCACGCCCCCGAGCUUCCAGUUGUUGAUCCGCCACAUAACUACACCAUAUCUCCUACUUCUUUUACACUCCUACACGGCCAGUCGACCGCCGUCCUCGUUGAUGCUCCGGUCAACAUCGAAACCUCCCAUGCACUAGCAGACUGGGUUUCUGAAAUUAUCGGCAACAAAACUCUAACCCACAUUUAUGUUACUCACGGCCAUGGCGACCAUUUCUUUGGCAUCCCAGUUCUCCAACAACGUUUCCCUGGUGUGAUCGCUGUAGCCACUGAACGAACUAUCGCACAUGUAGCCGAACAAUUGAGUUAUGCAGAAUUUAUCGAGUUCUGGUCUGCUACAUUUCCUGAUCAGAUACCUACCCAGAAUGAAACGAUUCAGCCGUUACCUCUCAAUGGAAAAUUUUACCUCGAGGGUCAUUUGCUUCAGGCUGUCGAAGUUGGACAGUCGGAUACAUAUAACACGACUGUUUUACACGUUCCUUCUCUAGAGCUCGUGAUAACUGGCGAUGCCGUGUAUGGAGAAUGUUUCCAAUAUCUUGUUGAGACCAAUACCGCGGAAUUAAGGGCAGAGUGGAUAAGAGCUGUUGAUAAGAUCGAGAGUUUACGACCAAAGAUUGUGGUGCCAAGUCAUAAGCAGAUCUGGGAUGGAUAUGGGACAGAUCAUUUUGAGAAGACUAGACAGUAUAUCAAAGAUUGGGAGACCUUGCUCGAAGUUGCAACGAGCGCUUCGGAUUUGAAGGAGAAAAUAAUCGCUUUAUAUCCACAGAGAGUUGGGGACUGGAUCUUGGGAAUUAGCAUUGACGAGGUUUUUCCUAACCAGAACAGUGUGAAGGGAAGGGAUUUCUUUCCGGCUCCUAGGACUUAGUAGAUACGAAAGGAUGUAAUCUGCUCGAUGUAAUCAGGAAAAUAGAGAGCAAUUGAAAAGGGGCCAAGUUAAUUUAUUGUCAACCUCA